Salvia hispanica is the source of this 3867-nucleotide messenger RNA. The record is from RefSeq and is a predicted model, not a curated record. NCBI's taxonomy places the organism in Eukaryota, Viridiplantae, Streptophyta, Magnoliopsida, Lamiales, Lamiaceae.
CUUCCGUGGUAGAUUCGCUGUGAUUAAAACUAACACCAAACCAACCACAAAUGCACAGAGAGAGAGAGAGAGAGAGAGAGAGAGAGAGUGCUGAACUUGGCAUGGCUGUUGCAAAUUCUUCUCCGAUGAUUGUGAUGGACUUGUCCUAAUAAACCAAGAGUUCAAUUGUCUCCAGAAUGUUUUUUGAAUAAUGGCUCGUCAGUGGUUUGUGAAAAGAAUCAAUCAAGUGCUUUUUAUAGUAAAAUGCAGGAUCACUGAGCUACACUCAUCUGUAAUUCUAUAUCUAGAGUGAGGAUUUACCAAAAGUGGCAGCAGAUCUAAAAAGCUCGCUUGGUCAUUUAUUUAUUCCAAUGGAGGGUUUGGUUUCACCACCAUCCCAGAAAAAAUCUCUUAAAUGUGCUAAUCAGAGUAAGGAUCUCUGGAUGGUUGUGCGAGAGGGCUCUUUAUCUGAUGUAGAUUCAGCCUUGGUGAUGCUUCAGAAAAAUGGUGGAAAUAUUAAUGCAAGGAACCUGUUUGGGCUUACUCCUUUGCAUAUUGCUACUUGGAGGAACCAUAUACCGGUUGUAAGAAGGCUUCUUGAAGCUGGUGCAGACCCUAAUGCAAGGGAUGGGGAAUCGGGGUGGAGUAGCCUUCACAGGGCUCUCCAUUUUGGGCAUUUAGCAGUUGCUUGUGUACUUCUCCAGUUUGGUGCUUCUUUGACACUGGGGGAUUCGAAAUCUAGAACGCCUGUUGAUCUCUUAUCUGGGCCUGUUCUGCAGGCUGUUGGCAAGCAAAAUAGUUUGGUAGAUACAGAGGUCUUCAGCUGGGGUAGUGGUGUAAACUAUCAACUUGGAACUGGAAAUGCACACAUCCAGAAAUUACCAUGCAAACUGGAAUCUCUUCAUGGCUCAUUCAUCAAAUCCAUUUCUGCUGCAAAGUUCCACAGUGUGGCAGUUAGUGCAUGUGGGGAUGUUUACACAUGGGGAUUUGGAAGGGGUGGUCGCCUAGGGCAUCCUGAUUUUGAUAUACACAGUGGUCAAGCUGCAGUCAUCACUCCUCGUCAAGUGACAAUGGGUUUAGGUGCACGUCGAGUUAGAGCUGUUGCUGCUGCUAAACAUCACACUGUUGUUGUGACAGAGGGUGGAGAAGUAUUUACAUGGGGUUCCAAUAGAGAGGGUCAGCUUGGCUAUACUUCUGUUGACACACAACCCACUCCUCGUAGAGUUAGUUCCUUGAAGGCAAGAAUAAUGGCUGUUUCUGCAGCAAAUAAACACACUGCAGUAGUUUCAGAGGCUGGUGAGAUAUAUACAUGGGGUUGCAAUAGAGAAGGCCAACUAGGUUAUGGUACCUCUAACUCAGCUUCAAAUUACAGCCCAAGGUUAGUGGCAUACUUGAAGGGUAAACACCUUGUUGGAGUCUCUGCAGCAAAGUAUCACACUAUUGUUUUAGGGUCUGAUGGGGAGGUUUUCACUUGGGGUCAUCGACUUGUUAACCCUAGACGUGUAACCAUUGCUAGAAACAUAAAGAAAGCUGGAAAUUCUGUGCUGAAAUUUCAUCGCAAGGAACGCCUUACUGUUGUUGCUAUAGCUGCUGGGAUGACACACAGCAUAGCGCUUACAGAUGAUGGUGCGUUGUUCUACUGGUCAUCUUCAGAUCCCGAACUUCAGUGUCACCAGUUAUAUUCACUAUGUGGGAAAGGAAUAGCUAGCAUAUCUGCAGGAAAGUACUGGACUGCUGCAGUUACAGUGACUGGUGAUACUUACAUGUGGGAUGGUAAGAAGGGACAAGAUUCUCCGCCUACUCCUACUAGGCUGCAUGGGGUGAAGAAGGCAACCUCAGUAUCUGUUGGGGAAACACAUUUACUGAUUGUUAGCUCACUCUAUCAUCCAUGCUUCCUUCCCCAGUUUUCUGACGGUAGUCCAAAACAAGAGAUCAAGGGUGAAUUAGAUGAACUUCGUGAAGGCUUCAUGUUUGAUGAUGUGGAGAAUGAGGAUGUCUUGUCUGACAUGAAGGAUGAUAAUGAAAAUCCAGCACUACCCAGUUUUAGAAAUUCUUUUGAAAAGCCAAGUGCCCCGAGCUUAAAAAGUCUCUGUGAAAAGGUAGCUGCAGAGCAUUUGGUUGAGCCAAGAAAUGCCAUACAAGUGCUCGAAAUUGCUGAUUCAUUGGGAGCAGAUGAUCUCAAGAGACAUUGUGCGGAGAUUGUCAUUCGCAACCUAGACUACAUACUUGCAGUAUCAGUGCAAACUUUUGCUGGUGUGUCAUUGGAUGUUUUGGUUGAUCUUGAGAAACUUCUAGACUUGAAGUCAUCAGAGCCAUGGAGUUUCCGUCAGCUUCCUACACCCACAACUAAAUUUCCAGCUAUUCUAAAUAGUGAUGACGAAGAGAAUGGUGAAGAUGAUACACUUAGGAUACGCGAUGAUGGUACACAAGGGCUAAUUUUAUGCAAAGAAGGAGCUCAUAGGUUAGAUGGCUUUUUACAAUCCGAUGAUGCUGCGGUUGAAGGUGUCCACAAAAGAAUCAGAGCGUUGAGGAAAAAGUUGCAACAGAUUGAGCUGCUUGAGGAAAAACAGUCCAAGGGCCAUCUUCUCGAUGACCAGCAGAUUUCAAAACUUGUAAUGAGAUCAGCACUGGAGAGUUCUCUUGCUGAGCUUGGUGCGCCAAUUGAAACUGUUCAUACAAAAGAAUCAUCCCUGGUAGAUGAAAGAGGGAGUAGAAAAGCUGAAUCUAGAAAACAAAGAAGAAAGAAAAAAGAAAAGGAAGCCCGUAAGGAAGAGGGCUCUAGUGAUUUAGCUAUUGAUUCCGAACCAGGCAACAUGAAGGGCGUCCUGGAUGCUGAAGUUCAUGAAGAGAUCAAUAGUAAGGUUCAGGAGAAAGCUGCAGAUUCUGGGAGUUUUGUGGUAAUUCAAGAGGCCAGGGUUUCAAAAUCUCAUAGUAAGAAGGCAGCUGGAGAUGUUCCCCUAAAUGCGACUGCUUCUCCAACUGCAUCGAAGAAAAAGAACAGAAAAGGCGGGCUUUCUAUGUUUCUCAGUGGUGCCCUUGACGAUGUUCCAAAAACUGUCGCUCCACCACCUCCACCUGUGGUGAUGCCGAAAAGUGAGGGUCCUGCUUGGGGUGGUGCCAAAGCAUCUCAGGGACCAAAGUCGCUUCGCAUUAUACAAGACGAGCAAAGCAAGAUUGAGACCAAGCCCACAAAGAAGAAAGAGUCUGAGGAUCAUUCUGAAGGUAACAAUGGGAAACUCCCAUUAAGCUCAUUCAUCUGUUCCUCUCCAAUAGCUAUGACCCCUGCUAGGAAAGCACCAAUACCCGAUGGAGAUAGAAACACGCCACCUUGGGCGGCCUCUGGAACUCCACCUUCCCUUUCGCGUCCAUCUCUAAGGGAUAUCCAGUUUCAGCAGGGAAAGCAGCAGCUAGGAGUUUCUCAUAGUCCAAAAAAUAGCACCACUGGAUUCUCUGUGAUGAAUGGUCUGGGGUCACCAUCGGAGUCUGCUGGCUCAAACCGUUGGUUCAAACCAGAGGUUGAUGCUCCCUCGUCGAUUCGGUCAAUUCAGAUAGAGGAGAGGGCCAUUAAAGACCUGAAGCGCUUCUACGGCAAUGUUAGGAUUGUAAAGAACCAGUCAUAACAAAGGGAACAUGUAGUAUUUUUUUUUUCUGUAGGAUCCUCUGUACAUUGAUCUGCACAGUUAAAUUUUUUUCACACUUUCUAAGCUAGUUGCCUCCAAUUACUUUCUUGGUUUUUAUUAGUUCGAAAAUAACAAAUGUGUGUUGUAGAUUUGCAUUUCAGAUAUGCUCAUCUGCCAUUAGAUGGCCUAUGAAUAGUUAGAAGUGGCCCCAUCGUUUGUAUUCUGAGGCUAAAAUUGUAUAAAACCGGCAUAUUUUAGUUGACCACUA